AUGACAAGUAAAGGUGAAUUUUUUCAAAUGGCAGUGAGACUAAAAGCUAUUUGCUUCAUAAUUUUAGUUUGGAACAUCAUUGUUCUUGAUGUGAUUGAAGGAUUCGGGUCUAGUGGAAGAGCAAACUCUAUAGCUGAGAUCAGCAUUGCAAAGGCGCUAGAAAAACAAAGGUUGAGAGCAUUGCAACCCCAAAAGAAAGAAUCUCUUGGUUUUAAGCCAGAAGAGUAUUGGUUGAAUAAAAAAGGUUGCCCAAUUGGAACUGUCCCUAUCCGAAGAAUGACAAAGAAACAACAACAAAGAGCCAAAUAUGCCUCCCUAAGCUUGGCAAACGAAUCCCUCCCUGGCAGUAUUAAAGAUUUUGCAGGAAUAAGCAUUGUGCCACCUCCCCAAAUAGGAAGAUUCUUAGGUGCCUCCGCUACCAUGACUUUGUAUAAUCCACACGUAAAUGGACCUGGUCAAUACAGUGCUGCUUCCAUAUAUCUUGAAAGAGGAGUCGAAAGGACACAAGCCGGGUGGAUUGUGGAUAACGGCCAGAUAACAGGAUGUUAUAACACUAUAUGUCCAGGAUAUGUUCAUACAAGCGGCGAAGUACCAAUAGAUUAUGCUUUCCCAAAGGUCUCCUUUCCAAUGUUCGACAACUACGAAGUGGGAAUUAGGAUCUAUCUGGAUGAAGAUUACUGGCUUCAACUAUGGUUUGAAACGGAUGUUGGAUUUUGGCCUUUCAACAUUUUCAAGGAACUGAAAAAUGCUGCAAAUAUUGCGGGAUAUGGAUGGGAAGUGUUCACACCAGCAGGUGAAAUGGUAAGCCCUCAAAUGGGAAAUGGUCAAUUCUUGGCUGGCCUUCAACGCUCUACUUGUCAUAUGCGUCAAGUUGUGUAUGAAGGAGAUGUUCAAGAAUUUCCACCUGACCCUUCUAUAGUCACAACUCAUCAGUCUAGGUGUUACUAUGAAGGAAGUGAGAAUAAUGCCUUGGAUGAUUACUGGGUUUAUAAUUUCAUUUUUGGAGGUGAAGGUAAUUGCACUGUUCCUCCAAUAUAA
This is a messenger RNA of Lycium ferocissimum, 1038 nucleotides long. RefSeq names its product protein neprosin-like. The transcript is spliced from 5 exons. The record is from RefSeq and is a predicted model, not a curated record. NCBI's taxonomy places the organism in Eukaryota, Viridiplantae, Streptophyta, Magnoliopsida, Solanales, Solanaceae. The coding region runs from base 1 to 1038 and encodes 345 amino acids.